ACGUCCAUUCUGUUCGGGAGUAUUAUGGUCUGUCGGGAAUUCAGAGUGGCUGGGACUAGAGAGAAAAAUAUCUGCUCUGCUAGCGUUAGCAUCCAGCAAGCUAACGGUAGGUAGCACUGGAGUAAACAUGGAGCUGUCUGCCGUCGGGGAGAGGGUGUUCGCGGCCGAAUCUAUCAUCAAACGGCGAAUAAGGAAGGGUCGGAUUGAAUACCUAGUGAAAUGGAAGGGCUGGUCUCCCAAAUACAGCACUUGGGCAGAGGAGAACAUCUUGGACUCCCGCCUGUUUGCGGCUUUUGAGCAGAGGGAGCGUGAGAGGGAGCUGUAUGGGCCCAAAAAGAGAGGACCAAAACCCAAGACCUUUUUGCUGAAGGCCAAAGUUCAAGUUAAAGCCAAGUCCUAUGAGUUUAGAAGUGAAGCAGUCCGAGGAAUGCAAAUCACCUACCCAACUCCAGAGCCGGUCGUCACUCCCAGGGCCAGAGAGGGCCUGAGGGCAGUCGUUCCCACCAUUUUCCCUCCCAGCACCGUCAACCGCGGGGAAAGCAUACGUGUCCGACCUCCAGAGCUGGCCCGUGGUGACCUCCAGCAGCCUCCCCCUCAGCAGAACAGUCCUGAGGGGCCCAUCCACCUACCCAAGAAAAGAGGCCCGAAGCCUAAACCCCGUUUCAAAGACGGCAGCUGUAGCCACGCCAUCUCUGAGUCCCACAAGAGAAGAGUAGAGGAUCAGGUGGACCCAAGUCCGCACAAACUACCCAAAAUGCAGCGCAUGGAAGGAAUGAGGCUGGGCAAAGUCUCCCACAGACACACAGAGAACCACAGUCACAGCCAUAAACAUCACUACCAUCGCCACCACCACCACCACCACCACCACCACUCCACACACAGCGGCUUCAUCUCCAGCGACGGCUCCUACGAACAGCUCUACUCGCACCGCGGCCUGCAUUCUCACAGGACAGACGCCACCAUACACAGGACUAAGGACUCACACGGCUGUGGCUACCUGGCCCCUGCGCACUUCAAGCACCAGCCCAAAAUGGGCCUGGGCCGACCCGCCACCACCAGCGCCGAGCUCCCGCAGAUGGAGAAGCCGUAUUUCUUGGACAGGCCAUCUCCAACCCGGCUGGACGACGACUUGGAUGAAAGUAUGUGGAAGCCGUCCCUCGGCAGGGAGAAGGUCCUGGUGACGGACGUGACCACCAACUUCCUGACAGUCACCAUCAAAGAGAGCAGCACUUCAAAAGGCUUUUUUAAAGACAAAAGAUGAUUACUGGAGUGAUUCCUUUCUGCGGCGGGGUUAUUCGGUUUAUAGUGUGAUUAAGCAAAGCAGCCUUUUGUAUGUAAUGUAUAAAGAAAUUACAUAAUGUGGAUAUGUGUAUAUAUUAUAAAAUUGGACAACUAUUUAAUGUAUUGACCAAAUGAAGUCCAUUUCAUACUGUGCAGUGGGUAACUGUUCAUGAGCAUGUCCCCUCUGCAGCAGCUGGCUACUUUGUGUACAGACCUUGUGAAUCCUAUUUUGCAAAUGUACCUAGAAUGUAUUUUUGUCACCGAAUCCUCCAGCCUGUGCUCAUAAAUGGGGAGAGGUGAGGCUAAAUAUUUCUAAUUUGAACUAAUUGGAUUGAAUUCAACCGCUGGUUCAAUGGGGGUUUGUAUUUAAAAAAAAAAAAAAAGAAAUGCUCAAGCACUUUGAAAUGAAAAGUAUUAAAGAAUCCGUUUGUGUUGUGUUCAAAGACCCGUUUUCUCUCCGUUAACAGCAUGACUGAUGCUGUGUUUGUUCUACUGUUGACAUUUCUAAUUGUAGGCCUACACGAAAUUAAUAUAUUUAAUAAGUUCGUCCCCGAGAUGCACACCGGUUGCUAUUAUUAUUUUUCCAUUAACCUAUAAUAUAUUUUACAUUUUCAUAGAAAACCUUCAUGAAGCUUUGAUGUAACAAGAAUUACAGAUACUGUGUCAAAUUGCUUUUUAGACGCUUUUCAAUAAAUCAUUUGAAUUUUCUCA
Messenger RNA from Sphaeramia orbicularis (orbiculate cardinalfish), 1992 nucleotides. RefSeq names its product chromobox homolog 8b (gene cbx8b). Gene Ontology annotation, biological process: negative regulation of transcription by RNA polymerase II. The record is from RefSeq and is a predicted model, not a curated record. NCBI's taxonomy places the organism in Eukaryota, Metazoa, Chordata, Actinopteri, Kurtiformes, Apogonidae. Gene Ontology annotation, molecular function: chromatin binding. Gene Ontology annotation, cellular component: PRC1 complex; chromatin.